Pseudopipra pipra is the source of this 4594-nucleotide messenger RNA. RefSeq names its product inositol polyphosphate multikinase (gene IPMK). Gene Ontology annotation, cellular component: cytoplasm; nucleus. The transcript is spliced from 6 exons. The record is from RefSeq and is a predicted model, not a curated record. Gene Ontology annotation, molecular function: inositol tetrakisphosphate kinase activity; inositol-1,4,5-trisphosphate 3-kinase activity. Gene Ontology annotation, biological process: inositol phosphate biosynthetic process. The coding region runs from base 1080 to 2246 and encodes 388 amino acids. NCBI's taxonomy places the organism in Eukaryota, Metazoa, Chordata, Aves, Passeriformes, Pipridae.
UUUUUUUUUGCCAUAGGGUUUCCUCCUCCUGAAUAACCUUUCCGUUUUUCCUUUGUUCUCUGUGAGUGUUACUGCCUUGCAAAGAAAGGCCUCUCACAGCCUCCCUGCAUGCACAUGUAGACAUUUGGCUUUUGAGCACUCUGACUGGCCUUUUGUUGAAUGCUGUGUGCUGUAGCUCUUCCCCCAGAUAAAUUGUGUGUAUUAAGUAAAGUAACCACCUUGGGUUGUGGCUUAAUUCCAUGGGAGAGUAGGAAUUAAGAGACAGCACCUGAUGGGAUGCGCCACCUUACAGGACCUCCCACUGCCGUUUGGUGCCUGUAACUUCACAGUGCUGGGGGUUCCCAAGCCAUCAGUGGGAUUCUGUAGGUAAAGGAGCCAUUCUGCUUCAGAGUUACUUGCUUGCUCACGCAGAUCACAAACCUAACUCUGGCUGCUGUUUCCCUGAUGCUCUGGUUAGGAUGGCUCAUACAUACUGGUCUGCCCUUAUUAGAUACCCUUAGAGUACAGAGGAUCUUCUCCAAAGUAAAUGUUUGACGUAUUUGUGCAAGCAGGUUUUGUCUAUAGCUCAGUGAAGCACGUGGAUUGGAUGAGAUUGUUUUGUUUAGAAGAGUGCAUACAACUGCACUGGUUAUUUUUGCAGCAGCUUUGUGUUUCAGAAUGGUAGCAAGCUUUGCAGGCACAGUCAAAGAGAAAUGUUAGUGAGAUAUUUCAGGAUUUUAUUUUCUGUACAGUUCUGCUGCUUCUUUAGAAAUGUUAAGUUGCCUAUCCACGUACAAUACUACUUCCUAUCUGUGCUGAAAAACCCCAGGAAGCCUACGACCAACCCAUGGCCAACACUGUUAUGUUACUAUGAUCUGCAGAUGAUGGUAUCUCUGCUUGUUGUUAUUGUAGAUCCUAGGGAAGGUUGUGGAGUUUACAUCUUUAUGGUGAAUGUUGUAAUGUGACUCUGGUUUCUGGGCCUGCCCUGGUCACAGUGACUGAGUAGGUGCUCCAGUCUCUUAAGAAAUGCAGAGAAUGAGGAAACUUUUACAGCAGUUUAUAUUAAACUCUUCAAGUAAUAUGGAUCAGUGCAGCAGUGUAUGGAUUCUAUUUCCAGGAAUCUUUAUCUGGUCUUUCUAUCUUGUGGGUUGUCUGCUUGUCUUAUCAUCAAAACCAAAACUCAGAUUUUGAAGAGCAUACUGCAGCAUCCAGAUGGGACUGUCCUGAAGCAGUUGCAGCCACCACCUCGUGGUCCCAGGGAACAGGAGUUCUACAAUAAGGUUUAUGACCCUGACUGUUGUGACAGCAUUCUUCUGGAGCUGCGGAAAUAUCUGCCAAAAUACUUCGGUGUCUGGUCACCACCUACUGCACCAAAUGAUACGUAUCUAAAACUGGAAGAUGUGACCCGUAAGUUUAAUAAGCCUUGCAUAAUGGAUGUAAAAAUAGGUCAGAAAAGUUAUGAUCCCUAUGCUUCGGUGGAGAAGAUACAGCAGCAGGUCAGCAAGUACCCGCUGAUGGAAGAGAUUGGCUUUUUGGUGCUCGGCAUGAGGGUGUACCAUGUCUCUUCAGACAGCUACGAGACACAAAACCAACACUAUGGAAGGAGCUUGACCAAGGAAACAGUAAAGGACGGCAUCUCAAAGUUUUUCCACAGUGGGUACUGCUUGAGGAAAGACGUGGUAGCUGCCAGCAUUCAGAAGAUUGAAAAGAUUUUGGAGUGGUUUGAGGGCCAGACGCAACUCAACUUUUAUGCAAGCUCAUUGCUUUUUGUCUAUGAAGGUUCGUGUCAGGCAACAACUGUGAGGUUGAGUGAUGUCACCUUGGUGGAGAAGAGAGGAAUGCCCAAAGGCCUGUUAUCAGGUGGAGAUGUACUGGAGUGUAAUAAUAAUAUUCAUGUAAUAAAUUCUACAGAGAAUGGAAAAAUUGAAGCCUCUGUAAGUAAAGGCUUGUCCAAAUUUUAUGCACUUCACAAAAAGUCAUGCUCGAAGAGGCACCACAGUCAGCUCUCACUGAAAGUUGAAAACUUGGAGCAAGACAACGUGUGGAAAAGCAGCACGUGCAUUGCACAGGAGCACCUGAACGGAAACGUUCUACCCCAACUGGAAAAAGUUUUCUAUCACAUGCCAGCAGAGACCAAGGAAAGUGCAAACGUUGAAGUCCGAAUGAUCGAUUUUGCUCACGUGUUUCCUAGCAACGCAAAGGAUGAGGGCUACAUUUAUGGUCUGAAAAAUCUAAUCACAGUACUUCAAAGUAUUUUGGAUAACUAAAUUCUUUGCUAUGUUUUUUAUCGGGGCCAAUGAUAAAAGAGCAACAACAUGAAGAAUUUCUGCACUUGUAAUGCUGUAUACUGGGUUUGUAUUGUUCUAUAUUUUAUUUGUCUUUGUACUUUUGGUAGAAGGGUUUAACUUUUUAUAAUUUCACUCAGGAAAAUAAUUGAUAGUUAAUUAGGGAGUAUGAAAGGAUGAAGAUACUUGAGAUAUAAAGCAGGAUAGGUAAAUGAAUAGAAUGAAGUGUAUGUGGUUGUCUUAAAUCCAAGGACAACCAGAAGCAAGGGUUAUGUUAGUUCCUAUAAUGACUUUAGCAUAGAUGACAUUUGCCCACUUAGCCUUGACACUGAGCCGCAUCUCCAUUAACAAAUCUGUAGAAAAUAGACUGAAAGCUGUAAGGUAGGUGCAGGAUCAAUGUCCUCAGCACUGCCUUUGUGUUUACUGUAUUUGAAUAACUGGAGUAACCCUGCUUGGAGAGAAAUCCCAUGCUGAGUCAGCAGUCUUGCUUGAAGCAUCGAAAAGUGCUUUUCCGUGUCACGGGAAGAUAUUGCUGUUCUUUCAGCUCUCAUGGGGGCCUUUUCUUCCCCCACUGUGGGUGUCUGUAGUCAAUGUUCACCACUGAUGAUCAACCACAUAAUUUGUGUUGAGGUGCUAAGAAAAUGCUGGAGUAAAAUACCAUAACAGGCUUAAACUGCACAAUUUCUAGAGAAACUGUUAGUUCCUAAGAGAGAGCAAAAGUAUGCAAAUGCAAAACGUUCCAGCAAGUAAUUUGGUUUAGAAGAUUAAGUCAGUCUGUUAACGGAGUGUCUGAUGCUGUGAUUAAGGGAAAUGCCUCGCUCUGUUGUUUUCAUGGCGCUUCUCCAAAAACAUUGGUUCAAAAAGCAAACUAAUGGAGUAGAGGAACAGAGCGUUCUCAGUGAGCGCACAGAGAUCUCUGCUGGCCACCGGCCGCUUGCGUUUUUGCAACAGGCAUUUCAGGCUUCUGCUGCUGGGGAGCACGGAUUGGAGCCAUGAGCAGUACAGGCAAAGGACUCUCCUGUGGAGAUCGUUGGGCCCUGGAGCCACCAGCUGAGCCACCAGCUGUGCCACCACUUGUGCUAGUGGAGCUGGGGCUCUCCCACCCUGGGCUACAGCUGCCACUGGUUUCUUCUAAUGACACACAGGCAAGCUGCGCAAUUUGAAAGUUGUCCCGUUUCUUUCUUCUUCAUGGGAAAAAAAAUCGAGCUGUUUUAUGGAAUACUUGAGGUCAGGAUGAUGUAUCCAAAGCAUUUUUGGUUGUAUCUCUUCCGUAUGCUGUGCUGCCGUGUGUAUACAGUGAGCUGUUUGAAAAGUGGAGACGGCCAAGCCUUGCCAUCUGUAGAGCAAGAUUUUAAUGCUUAAAGCAAAGCCCCAGGAUGAAAACGUUUUAGAAUGGUCCUUGGAAACGUAUGUCUUUUCCAUGUGGGCUUACCGUGACCCUGUGACCUUGCUGCUCUCUCUGUACAACGUUCUGCAGUGUGCACUCAACUGUGUACCUGUCUUGGCAAGUUCUUCAUUUCACACCUGUUAUCUAUAUGAGAAAGAAACACAUAGUUUUUCAAGCAAAUAUGCUGUUUUAAGUAAAGCUGAAAUUUUAUCUGAGAACUUGGGUUGAUUGAAGAAACAGGGUAUUACUGUGUGUAGAACUACAUUGUUUUAACUUCAGAGCUCAUAUUGGCCAAAGCGUUCAAGAAUGAAACCAACUAUUAGUAACAAUGUUUUUGAAGUGUGGGAAAAGGGGCUUGCAGAGGAGGGGCAGUAUCAUUUUGUUGACAAUUUCAUGUGAAUUACGGUGAAGGCUGAGGGGAAGGUACAAGAAAGAAAGGGACUUUUUUUUUUCUACCUGGUAUUUCUCUUGCACCAUAUAGUUAUAGUGUAUUUCCAAAUCUCUGUGAAUUAAUUUAAGCCAUAUUCUAGAAAGAGUUUGUGGGUUUGUUUGCUUUGACGCUGAUUUCUCUGUUAUGAUUUCGUUGUUCUGUUCCAUAACACUAGAGUACUCCCGGCUUAAGUGGCCUUGUAUGAUAAAUUUACAAGGUUUUAUAGAAAAUAUGGGCAACACCAUAAUUUUUGUCCUCAGUAAUUCAUCUCUUCUGGAUUUUAAUCCAUUUUAUGCCAGAGAAAUCAGACAUUUGCCUCAAAGAAGUCAGUUAUUAGAAAAUUAUCUGUAUGCUCUUGGUAUCACUCACUGUCCUGUCUCUGCUUUAAGAUAUACUUCCUCAGUGUUUGAAUGCUCUUUAAUUAUGGAUUGUUUUGUUGGCUAUGGCAGUGUUUGUAAUGCACCUGGAAUAUUGUCAACCUGUCAGAAUAUUUUGAAUAAAAAAAUAAUUUUA